CGGACAGGUAAACAGGGUUUAUCUGACUCGUGUUUUGCGGUUUUAAUGUGUAUAUGUUGAGCUGAGGGCGCUGCCUGAGCUACAAACACAGACGUGAAUGGCUGUUUAGUUAGCUAGCCUCUUUAGCUGCCGAGGGCUAACUUAGCGAUGGCCAGUCAGUGUUAGCAACUCCGUGGAGCUGGCCGCUUGUAGCAGGGCGACGAACGGAAAUGAGUAGAACCAGUCGAGUCCAGCAGCAGAGGGCUGGAGGUGUGUGUGAUGAGAGUGUGUUCAACACUGUAGCGGGUGCUGGGCAGAGUUUUCAGAUGGAUAUCCUAGUGGCCAAGCUGCUCGGCCUGCUGGGAUUGUUUGGUCUCAUGCUAGCUGGUGUACUGGUCCCUGUGCGCCUCCUGCUGGUUGACUAUAACAAGGCACACAGGUACAGGAGGGCGCUGCCUCUCUGUAACUCGUUUGGAGGAGGUGUUUUCCUGGCAACAUGCUUCAAUGCUCUGCUGCCUGCAGUCAGAGACAAGGUCGCCGACGUCUUCCACCAGCUGAAGAUAAGCAGUGAAUAUCCUCUGGCCGAGACCAUGAUGAUGCUCGGCUUCUUCCUCACUGUCUUUGUGGAGCAGACCAUCCUCACCUUCAGGAAGGAGAAACCGUCCUUCAUCGACCUGGAGACCUUUAACGCUGGAGGCUCUGAGGCCGGCAGUGACUCCGAGUACGACACUCCCUUCAUCUCCUCCACGCGGGGCUCGCCAGGCAGUGGUGGUGGUCGCCACUCCCAGGGACACCAGCACGGACACUUCAGCCCUGCUGAGUUGGCAGGGGCUGGGCCUCUGCGGUUAGCCAGCCUGGUCCUGGCUCUGUCAGCUCAUUCGGUGUUUGAGGGUCUGGCGCUCGGCCUGCAGGAGGACGGGGCCAAACUAGGUAGCCUCUUCCUAGGCGUGGCUGUUCAUGAGACCCUGGCCGCCAUAGCACUUGGGGUGAGUGUGGCAAAGGCGUCACUUGGCAUGAAGGACGCCGCCAAACUGGGCGUCACAGUCAGCUUGAUGAUCCCAUUGGGGAUGGUGGUGGGGAUGGGCAUCGAGUCAACUCAGACGCUGGCGGGCGCCGUGGUGUCGGUGGUGCUGCAGGGGCUCGCUGCUGGCACCUUCCUGUUUGUCACCUUCUUUGAGAUUCUGUCUCACGAGCUGAAUGACAAACAGGACCGACUGCUCAAAGUACUAUUCCUCAUCCUCGGCUACGCAGCACUCGCCGCACUCGUCUUCAUCAAGUGGUGAGACACAGGAAGUGCCCUGACACACAGCAGUACCAAAGGGGAGCUCUCAAGUCCACCUGUGAGUAGCAGAAGCAUCUUGAGCAGCUGGAUGAACACAAGCCUCAGCUCUCUGUGAUCUCAUUGGUUAAACAGAAAUAUAAUGAGUUAGUUAUUGAGAAGACAUUUUACAUGAAACCCUGGAGUGGAGUCAAAAACAUCACAGUGGUGCGAUGAGAAGAAGAAUCAGCUUUCAGAGUACACAGAAGUGAACUGCUGUAGGUAACAAAUAUACUUUAAAUAAUAUUUUGUUUCAUUGUCAAGAAAUUAAUCAUUUUCAUUUUUCAAUACUUCUUUUUUGCAAGUUGCCUGCCCCAAAAAAAGUCCAUUGGAAGAAGUACUCAUAACUUUUACUUCAGUUAAAGUACCAAAGUAAAAGUAGUUGUUAAGCUACAUGGCUCAUUUUGGAAUAAUGCAUUAGAAGUAGCAGAAAAAGGAAAAUGCUCAAAGUACAAGUACCUCAAACUGAAACUGCUGAGUCUCUGUGUGACGAGUGGACAUUGAGCUGGAAAACGCAGAUAAAAACACUGGAGCUUUGUAAAGACAGUCACUUUUCAUGUACAUGUGACCUUUGUUUUUAGCAGGUUUUCAUUGUUGUAUGUUUUUAUAUUGUGAUCUUGAAUGGUUUUGUAUUUAUGAUGGUUUGUGUCACCUCAUUGACGUCUCAUAUUUAUCUUGUGUUAGUUGAAAUUAAACUUAUUAUUAUCAAAUGUGA
Molecule: messenger RNA, 2012 nt
Organism: Scatophagus argus
Lineage: Eukaryota; Metazoa; Chordata; Actinopteri; Scatophagidae
Product: zinc transporter ZIP3-like
Exons: 3
Coding region: 210-1262 (350 amino acids)
Biological process (GO): zinc ion transmembrane transport
Cellular component (GO): plasma membrane
Molecular function (GO): zinc ion transmembrane transporter activity
Source: RefSeq, a predicted model, not a curated record